This is a messenger RNA of Anoplopoma fimbria (sablefish), 354 nucleotides long. It is a transcript of the gene otos, whose product is annotated as otospiralin. The record is from RefSeq and is a predicted model, not a curated record. Gene Ontology annotation, biological process: sensory perception of sound. Bases 1 to 354 code for a protein of 117 amino acids. The transcript has 5 exons. Lineage: Eukaryota; Metazoa; Chordata; Actinopteri; Perciformes; Anoplopomatidae.
AUGCUAAAACAUACCACAGUCAACCAGCAGAAGAACAGCAGCACCUCUUUGCACGGCUUCACAAAUCAUUUACAAGGAGGGAAGAUGAAGCUGUUGGUGUGUGUCAGUGUUCUCCUCUGCCUCUUUGCCUGUCAACUCAGUGAGGCCAGAGUCAUCCCAGAAGGAGUGCCUUAUGACGAACCACCAGCCGUGCCUUACUGGCCCUACUCCACCUCUGACUUCUGGAACUACAUUGAAUACUUCAGAUCCAUCGGCGCCUACAACCACAUCAACGAGAUGGCCCGGGCCUUCUUCGCCCACCAGCACCUCGGAGACACCCUGGGAUACGAGACCAAUGAAGGACACGAACACUGA